Molecule: messenger RNA, 900 nt
Organism: Lathyrus sativus (Indian pea)
Lineage: Eukaryota; Viridiplantae; Streptophyta; Magnoliopsida; Fabales; Fabaceae
Source: the annotation of a GenBank genome assembly
AUGGAAAACCAAAACCGUCUGAAAAUGCGAAUCUCUCGCAUGUUCCGAUCCUCAUUCGGCUCCUGCAAAACCCGACAACAUGUAUCAGAUGUUAUGGAAAAACCACUCUUUGCACCCCUCCCCUCCAAAACUUUACUACCCUUUCACCCCAUUUCCAAACCCAAACCCUCUCCAAAAACCAUCGACGACAUGUCGUUUAACCUCCCUCAUUCUCAUUCUCAUUCUCUCCCACGUCGCAAAAUCUCCACUUGUUCAUCAUCACCAUUUCUCUGCGGUGCAAAUAGCAAUAACAACAUCCACAUAAAAUCAUCUCCACCACCCGUUUCACGAAACACUAUAUUCGACGAUGAACGCAACAACCUCGGUUUCUACGAAAAAACCAACGCUUCAUCAAAAACCGUCACGAACAAAACCAAAAAGAAAAAGAAGAAAAAGAGAAUCAAGAACAAGAAGAAAACCCAUACCCAGAAGAAAAACCGAACCUUCCCAUUCAAUUCAUGCGCCAAAGACACAAACUUUGACAGCUACUGGUGGUACAGCACCGACGAAGACGACGAAACCGACACACUCUUCUCCUCCAAGUCUCUCUCUUCCGACUCCUCCAAGUCUCGCCGCAGAAAAACCUCUCGCCGGAGAACCGACCGGAGUUCCGACAUGGGUGUACUUCCGUUGAACGGGAAAGUCAAAGACACCUUCGCAGUGGUGAAACGCUCUAGUGAUCCGUACAGUGACUUUAGAACUUCCAUGGUGGAGAUGAUCGUUGAGAAACAAAUAUUUUCACCGACUGAUUUGGAGAAUCUUUUACACUGCUUUCUGUCGCUGAAUUCGUAUCAUCAUCACAAGAUCAUUGUUGAAGUUUACACUGAGAUUUGGGAAGCACUUUUCUCUCACUCGCUUUGA